CAGAGAGCGCCGUCGUGAAGGAGAGGCGAAGCACAUGAUAACAAAAUAAUGUGAAUAUUAGGAAUCGCAUGAAAAUAAAUGCAUAAAUAUCGGUCAAAAAGCGCUUCCGCUGCUUGAUUAGAUAAAAGCAGAAAACAUAAGUUGUUCCUGCACUGAACCAGCCAUCAACGACGUGUAAGAUCAAUCACCUCGCCAAAUCCUGUCAGCAUGUCUAGCUCAUUUGUAGCAGACACUUCGGAGCAAAAGCAGGAUGGCUCUGUUGUGAUUGUACUGAACGAAGAUGGUACAGUCUCACUUGAUGAGCAGACACUGCAAAAGCUACUUGCGGCUAAAACUCUUCAGCAGCAAGUGAGCGUGGUGCGUAUGAAUCAAAGUGGGGAAGGUGGCGAAAUGAUGAGUACACCCAUCACACUGGACGACGUUGUUGUCUCCGACGAAGGCCAACCAGAGGUCAAUCUGACCGUCGAAGGCUUCUAUCCCAGUGCUGUUGCAACAGAUACCACACCCUCAUCAGCCGACCCUAUGAAUCCAUUUAUGCAAAUGGACCCCGAGCAGCUAGAAAAACUGGAGAAUGCUCUGCAGUCCGAGCAGGCAAAGCAAAUUCUUGGCGAAGGUGUCAGCGCCAUGCUAGACAUGUUAACAGCCAAGGAGGAAAAGACUGAAGAGUCCAGCAAGAAAGCAACAAGUAUUCAGCUGGACCAUUGUUACACGGGAAGUUCCAAAAGUGGUGCUGCAGAGGUUUCGGCUGAGGAGACUGAGAGUGACGAAGAAGAGCUGGAGAGAAAAAGGAGGUCCCAGAGAGGAAAGGGUCGAGCAACUAGAGGAGGUAAAACUGUUCCAGUGAGUCCUGCGAAGACAAGGACAACCCCUCCUGCAGCAACUCGAAAAUCAGCCCGAGCUCAAGCAGCUGCUCCUGCACCUCCUCCUGAAAGCACCCCUCCUGCAGAGUUGACAAAAUUGGGCCAGUCGCCAGCCAAAACUCUGCUGAGAACUUCCAAAGUGUCCCCUGUAAAGAAAGAGCCAGUGGUGGUUCCCGAGAGAAAAACGUAUCCCCAGAGGACAAAUAGGAAGCCACCUGCGCAUCUGGCGGAUGCUUAUGGGCCUGGUAUAUUCUCAUCCCCUGAUACGCCAAAGAAAACAGUUGAAGUUGCAAAGAAGGAGCCAGUCUUGGACCUCGUGCCCAAAGUGGAGGAAAUCCCCAGUUUGAAUUUGGACAUAAUUCCCAUCAACUCGGCCCAGGCACUGCUUGAACCCGAGGCCAUUGAAGAACUGCAAGCUGUUCUGAGUGAUCUUGGUCCAGAAAUACUGAAGCCUUUGGAGGAAGCUAAGGCUGAAAUGGAUGAAGCUCUCAUGGAAGAGGCUGAAGAGCAGAAAGUAAAAGCAGAGGCCAUUGCUGCCAGAAGGAGGAGCUCCUCUAGUAAGGCAUCUGUAACGGCUGACGAUGAAGCUGGGUCACCAUCAAAGAGUGGGCGUCCCCCUAGAAAGGCAGGCCUUAGCAGAGUAACUUCUGAAGCUAUUAAAGAUAUUCAGGCGCCUAGUGAUGAAGAAGACUCCGGGGAUGAGGAAGGUGACGAAGAAUGGGACUCUGAGGAUGAUCCGGACAAGCUAUGGUGUAUUUGUCGAAAACCGCACAACAAUCGGUUUAUGAUAUGCUGCGACAAGUGUGAAGACUGGUUCCAUGGAAAGUGCGUUGGAAUAACUAAGGCUAUGGGCAAACAAAUGGAACUGGAGGGCAAAGAAUGGACAUGUCCAAAGUGCAAAAAGUUACUCAAGCAAAAUGAAAUUCCAACCAAAAUUGGUGAAGAUAACGAAAAGAAAAUUGAAGUUAGCAGUCCGGCUAAAGCAAGAAGAAGCUCCUCAACGUCUUCAGCAGCAUCAACAGCAACAGUUAAAAAGAGUCCUAAACCAGCUCAGCCAGCUGAUAAACCAGAAAAAUCACAAGUUGGAUCAAAACUUAUUUCCAAAAGACCAGAGGCAAAGAAGCUAACUCCGUUGGUUAUUGAACCAACCUCGCUUUCUCAAGCAGCCACACCAGUUAAGAAAGUGUCCUGCUUAGUUUGUAAAAAGCCAGCACGUACAUCCAGUAUUUACUGCAGCGAUGAUUGCAUCUUAAUCCACGCUCAAGAUUCGUUAACGUUACUGAAAAAGGAGAAAGUAUUAACGCCUUUGACUGCAAAGGCCGAAGAUCCUUCAAAAAGUGCUCCCUCCGAAAAUUCGCAAGCAGACACAUCUGAAAAUAGAGUGUUGAUGUUUGAGCAGAAAACUGGAAGAAUUUUGGCAGGAACAAAUGCUCCCACAGAAUCUAACUUAAAAACUUGGUUGAAGGAACACCCAACGUACCAAGUCUGCAAGCCUAAUCUGGUUGCCAAUAUUAGGCAAAAACUUCAAAAAUUAACUGGUGACAAGCAGCAAAUUUACAUCAAACCACAACAUCCUAAAGUUGAGCUCAAUGAUGUGCCCAUACUAGGGUUACCAAUGAGAACUCCCAAAACACCACAAACUCCCAUCAGCAGGACUAUUGUCAUACCCUCUCAACGUCUUCCUUUAACAGGAAAAUCUCCCUCUCCCACAAUCAAGACUGUUAUGAAAGCGGAUGCCAAAGGCACUGCUUCAACCCUACCUGCAGCUGGUACAAAGCAACCUACAGUUAAAACUGUUACCAAAAUCCAGAGUGCUGGAGUUAAGUCUAUCGCACCCAAAAUUGCCAACAAAGAGCAAAGCAGCUCUUCAGCAAAGGUUUCAACUGAAUCGUCUCCUGCAAAGAAGCAAGCAAGUGUCGAAGCAACAAGACUAAGUGUUCGCAAUUCUUUGCAAGACGUUUUCAAAGCUCGAAUGGUAGAGUGCAAAGAUUUGAAAGUGAGUGAAAAUGAGCUGAAAGGAAUAGCCACGUCUAUUGAAGAGGAAUUGUAUGCUUACUUUAAAGAUACUGGAGCAAAAUACAAAGCAAAGUUUAGGAGUAUUCAUUUUAACGUGAAAGAUCCCAAGAAUCUUACCCUCUUCAAGAAGAUAAUAACUGGUGAAUACAUACCUCAUCAGCUUGUACGUUUGAGCUCUGAAGAUCUGGCCUCAAAGGAGCUUGCUGAGUGGAGGGAGCAGGAAGAAAAACAUCAAAUAGAGAUGAUAAAGAAAACAGAGAUGGACCUUCUGCAGCAAAAUGUCACUUACAUCAAAACUCACAAAGGAGAGCAAAUGAUUGAAACUGAGGAUUCACUCAAAUUGCAGACUGAUGCUGUUGAAGCAGAAACUGCAGUCGAGCCCAUUCCUGAUUCGUCCACAGCCGAGGAGGUUCCUAACAUGCGGCCACCCUCUUCGUCAUCAUCUCAUGGUCGCAGUAAAAGUUCUUCGAGCAAAGACAAAGAGCGAAGUACUAGUAGUCACAAACAUCACCACAAAUCUAGUAAGAGCAGCCGACAUCACGACAGUAAAAAGCACUCUAGCAGCCACAAGUCGUCAUCUCACAGCAAAGAAAAGUCUCACUCCAAAGACUCAAAAGAUUCCAGCAAGGAAAAGGAUGCAAAAACCAAGAGCGAUUCUCACUCUAAGAGCAGCAGUAAUAGUCGAAGGCACUCACGACAUGGCAGCUCUGACCAUAAAACUCGCGAUUCCGAAGAGAAGUCGUCAAGGAGUAGCUCGUCACUCAGCAAGACGUCGGAUUCUAAAUCUAUCAGUAAAGACAAAGUAACACCUGUAGUGGAGGAGCUGUCUGAAAGCGCAAAGGAAAUAAUGGAGAAGUUGGAAAAGAUAAAAUCUGGAACAUUGACACCUGCAGUGAUCCCUCCUGAAGAAGAGACACUCUCAGACAGAGAACCCAGCUCUACUGUCAACAUCAAGACUCCAGAAAGUGUUGUUGAUGAAGGCCACCCUCCCAUUUGGAAGGGUUUGGUCACCUCGCAGGAUGUCUCAAAUUUCAAAAUAUCUAUAUACGAGGUUUCUGGGUCGGCUCAAAAUUUUGGGAGCGAUUUUCCCAAAGAAUGUGACAUUGUUGGAAGGAUUGCUGCUGACACUGUUGAGGAUUACAUAACAAAAGUCAAGAAAGUGGGAACAAAGGAUAUUAUGGUGGUUAAAUUGAUGGCAACUAGUCCUGAAGAUAAACAAAGUUACAUUACAUACUACAAUUAUCUGCUCAAUCGGAACAGAUUUGGUGUUGUCGGCAAAAAAGGUUCCAAAAUAAAAGACUUCUACAUCUUUCCCUUGCCAAGCAAGUCACCAGUGCCACAGUUUCUGCUUCCUUUUGACGGCCCUGGAUUAGAUGAAAACAGGCCCAAUCUUCUCUUAGGGGUUGUAGUGCAAAUGUAUCGAAAACGCGCUGCAGACAGUGGUGCAUCUGCUGGACCCAGCAAAAUUUCCAAGAGCAGCUCCAAAUUUGAUGAUCGUAGCUACACUCCACCUUUGCCAGACUCGGAAAAAUCUGCAGUCAGCAGCAAUUCAGUGGAGCCGUAUUCGCCAACUCAGGCCAAAAUUAAGAAGGUGAAAGUCACCCCGACUGAGGAAGACGAGCCGUACAGUCCAACUGGAGGGCUCAACAGUCCUGAUGACAUUGAAAUGCCCCUUGCCAGCGAGCUUGAGGAGCUUAACAGAAAAAUCGAGGAAGAAAAGUUGAGGAUUGAAACAAUCAGCAGUGAGCUUGUCUGCACAAAGAGCACAGGUCCUUUUGGAGAGCCUGUACAGGUUGCUACUUUUUUGUCGAAUAUAACUUCAGAUCUGGUUUCUUCUCAGCCAAGUGCAAUCCCUGGCCUAUCCGAGACCAUUGUCGAGUCAUCUGGGGUCACUUUGAAAGGCUCUUUAGCAAUGGACAAGGGAGACGAUGAUAGUGAAGCUUACAGUCCAUCUCGAUCUUUUACCCCUCCUCCUCAGGCGCAGUCAAUUCCAUUCUUCAAUGAUACAUCAACCAUCUCCCUACCUUCAAAUUUACAAGAAAUCCUGGCCAGUAUUACUAAGAAACCAUCUGUACCAGAAGCUUUAUCCAUGGGUCUUGCUUUAGACUGCGACCCCAUUGUCCGGGAAUAUGCUGACGAGACUUUGGAGGAGCCGGUAACACCACCUUUGGAUUCAACAACCAAAGCCCUGAUGGAAAUUGAGCAGUUUGAAAGUGACAUGAAGAACUACGCACUAUCUCAGUCAUGUGCUGAACAGCCGAGAGACCCCAGACAGAAGCAGACACAGAAGACGGAAAAGCAGUCGGCCCUGAGCAAGAUGAGCGAGGCUGAUUUGAUAGCAAAGGCCAACGAGAUGUUGAUGGAGCAGGAAAUCGCUGCGAUGCCUGCCAAACCCCCGCAAGCCAUACCCUUUGUCCCACCUCCACAAACAGGGUUCCCACAAAUGCAUGUGCCGCCCCCAAUGCCUCCGAUGGUGCCCUCUGUCUUUGACAUUCCUCCGCCACCUCCAGGCAUAGACUUCAAGGACCAGGACAUGAGGCAGCUGCAGCAGCCCCCGUCUUCCUCAUCAAACGAGAGGAAAGGAAUAUCAUUCAAAGUGACCAAAAAGCCAAACUUGCCAAGAUGGGACAGGAAACGGCAAGACGACUGGGACACAGACAGCAGCGGUACUUCAUAUAGCAAGCGGGGACGCUUGUCGCCUCUCCCAAAGUAGGAUGGGUGGUAUCGUGAAUUGGAGACGUUCGAUUUAAUCUGCAUCAUUUUGUCACAUAAUGUGGUUGUAUUUUACUAUAGAUAGCGAUUGUCCACAAUUUAACUGCAUUAUUUGAUGCCUCUCCAUUCCUUUAGUUGCAUUUAAUUGCUUUAUGCGGUUUUGUUUGAGACACAUAUGUAAUUGUUUUUUCUUUCUGGUCUCUGAUGACCAGCAUUUGAAUUGUCGUAUGUUUGUAAAUUUUUGUACCUUAUUAUUUUGGCACAAAAUGUGUGUAACAGUCAGAAAAUCUACAAUUUUGUCACUGUCAUUUUGGGCACUGUACGUAUAUGUAAAAUGGAACAUGAAAAACGUGCUUUUUGAGAGUAUGUGCAAAUAUGGAAGGUAACUGAGGAAUAGGCCUCUCUCAAAUCUUUGCAUUAAUUUUUGUUAAAGGUAUCAAAAACUAUCUUGCUAAUACCACAAUAAAAAAUUCAUAGAAAUUAUGUUAGAAUCAAAUGAAUG
Messenger RNA from Neocloeon triangulifer, 6090 nucleotides. It is a transcript of the gene pps, whose product is annotated as death-inducer obliterator 1. Gene Ontology annotation, molecular function: protein binding. Gene Ontology annotation, biological process: DNA-templated transcription. The transcript has 21 exons. Gene Ontology annotation, cellular component: nucleus. Bases 208 to 5589 code for a protein of 1793 amino acids. The record is from RefSeq and is a predicted model, not a curated record. Lineage: Eukaryota; Metazoa; Arthropoda; Insecta; Ephemeroptera; Baetidae.